ACUCCACCAGGCUUCGUUUGCUCACACCGACACACACACACAUCGCUCUCCCCCUCACUCUUUCGCUCGCCGCGGCUGCUGCCAGUGUGUGGCUCUGUCUCUCCUCCGCUUUGCUGAGCCCUCCCUUCUUCCUCUCAGUUCCUAGAGUCCGACCGCUGCCGCCGGGAAAGAGGAGAAGGAGGUCGGUGGCGAUAAGGGGCGGAGGGAGGCAUCAGAUCGGGGCAGUAUUAGGAGGGUGACGGUUCCUAGGGAGUAAGAGGGAGCCCGGGUGGCGGCCCGAGCCUCCCCGCGGAGCCGACCCGGGAACAGGUGCGUCUUUUUUUUCUCUCCCCCAAUCCCUCCACCCCUUUGACUCCCCGGCUUUUUUGUAUUCCCCCACCCGCUUUUUUCUAUCUUAAGCCUUUCCUCAACCCUGUCGCUUCUUCGCCCCGCGGCCGCUCUGCUUGCCCCCCGGGGGCACCGUCCUCUUCGUGUCCCCGGACGUAGCGCUCCAUAGAGCUCGCUCUGUCCUCGCCCCUCCCUUCGGGACAGCUCCCCUCCACUUCCCACCUUCGCACCCCAUCCCUGCCCUGCCCUACCCCCUCCUCGACCCCCUUCUGUCUUAGCCAGGUGAGACUAGUUCACCACGAUCCCGGAGAGUCUUCUUCCUGGCUGGGCGGGGGUCUCCAUGGAAACAGGGGUCGGUAGAUCCUGGGGGGGAAACCAUAGGAAUUACCCCACUCCUCCGAAAGGGAGGUGGACACUACGGUCUUGUUAACUACCUGGCCUCAACCCCGGAUACAGGGAUCCGACGAUCCGAAGGGAGCCUGGCCGGCAGGGCAGGGCGAGAAAAGGCUUGUUUUCUUUUUUUUGGUGGGGGGUGUCCGUGAUGAAGUCUUGAAGAGACCAGGAGAAAAUACCCUCCAACCUCAGAGAGAGCUGCGACGGCUGCUCUUUCAGGGGGAGUGGCCACAGCAGGUCCUAUUUGGUGGUGAGUGGCUGUCAUGAUCUCUACAGCACCGCUCUACAGCGGCGUGCACAACUGGACCAGUUCUGACCGGAUUCGCAUGUGUGGCAUCAACGAAGAAAGAAGAGCACCUCUUUCUGAUGAGGAGUCCACGACAGGUGACUGCCAGCACUUUGGGUCUCAGGAGUUUUGUGUCGGCAGCAGUUUUUCCAAGGUGGAGCUCACAGCAGUUGGAAGUGGCAGCAAUGCCCGGGGGGCAGACCCAGAUGGCAGUUCGACAGAGAAACUUGGGCACAAGUCAGAAGACCAGCCUGAUGAUCCCCAGCCAAAAAUGGACUAUGCUGGGAACGCAGCAGAAGCUGAGGGCCUCCUGGUGCCACUGAGCAGCCCAGGAGACGGCCUCAAGCUGCCCACUCCUGACUGCCCCGAGGCCAGCAACAGCAGGGCCGAGUGCUCCUGGACUCCCCUCAGCACCCAGAUGAGCAAACAGGUUGACUGCUCACCACCUGGGGUAAAGGCUUUGGACUCUCGACACGGUGUUGGGGACAAGAACACUUUCAUUUUGGCUACUCUGGGAACGGGAGUCCCCGUGGAGGGGACCUUGCCUCUGGUUACCACUAACUUCAGUCCGUUGCCAGCCCCUGUCUGUCCCCCUGCUCCCGGUUCGGCCUCUGUUCCCCCAUCUGUUCCUGAUCCGUUCCAGGUUCCCCUUUCUGUCCCAGCCCCGGUGCCCCAUUCUGGGCUGGUUCCAGUCCAAGUUGCCACUUCAGUCUCAGCUCCUUCCUCUCCCCUAGCACCAGUUCCAGCUCUGGCUCCGGCACCUCCCUCAGUGCCCACCCUCAUCUCGGAUUCGAACCCCCUUUCCGUGUCAGCCUCGGUCUUGGUGCCUGUGCCAGCAUCCGCUCCCCCAUCGGGCCCAGUACCCCUGCCGGCUCCCGCUCCUACCCCUCUCUCUGUCCCCGCUUCAGCACCUCCCUUGGCUCUCAUCCAGGCUCCCGUGCCUCCUUCAGCGCCCACCUUGCUCCUUGCUCCCGUCCCCGCUCCGGUCCUGGCUCCCAUGCCGGCAUCGACACCUCCAGCAGCUCCUGCCCCUCCGUCUGUGCCGAUGCCCACCCCAACCCCCUCCUCUGGCCCACCAUCUACCCCCACCCUUAUUCCUGCCUUUGCUCCUACGCCAGUGCCUGCCCCCACCCCUGCCCCCAUCUUUACUCCGGCCCCUACGCCCAUGCCGGCUGCCACACCAACUGCCGUUCCCACCUCGGCACCCAUACCAGCCUCCUUCAGUUUGAGUCGAGUGUGUUUUCCUGCAGCUCAGGCACCAGCUAUGCAAAAAGUCCCCCUGUCCUUUCAACCAGGGACAGUGCUGACCCCGAGCCAGCCACUGGUAUAUAUUCCACCUCCGAGCUGUGGGCAGCCCCUCAGUGUGGCCACACUGCCAACCACCUUGGGGGUCUCCUCCACUCUUACGCUUCCUGUCCUGCCAUCCUACCUGCAGGACAGGUGUCUCCCGGGCGUGCUGGCAUCCCCGGAGCUCCGGUCUUACCCAUAUGCAUUUUCUGUGGCCCGGCCUCUGACUUCUGAUUCCAAGCUGGUGUCUCUGGAGGUGAACAGGCUCCCCUGCACUUCCCCGUCCAGCAGCACCACCACCCAGCCGGCCCCCGAAGGGGUCCCCGGGCCUUUGGCAGAUACCUCCCUCACCACUGCUUCUGCCAAGGUGCUUCCAACUCCACAGCCUUUGCUGCCAGCCCCCAGCGGGAGCUCUGCCCCACCACAUCCCACUAAGAUGCCAGGUGGUGGUGAGCAGCAAACAGAAGGGGCUUCUGUUACCUUCUCUCCCCUCAAGUCACCUCCACAGCUGGAGCGAGAGAUGGCCUCUCCACCCGAGUGCAGCGAGAUGCCCCUUGACCUCUCUUCCAAGUCCAACCGCCAGAAGCUUCCUUUGCCGAACCAGCGCAAAACGCCUCCCAUGCCCGUGUUGACCCCUGUGCACACCAGCAGCAAGGCCCUCCUCUCCACAGUCCUGUCCAGGUCUCAGCGCACAACCCAGGCUGCUGGCAGCAACGUCACCUCCUGCCUGGGUUCUACUUCCUCACCCUUCGUCAUCUUCCCCGAGAUCGUGAGGAAUGGGGACCCGAGCACCUGGGUGAAAAACUCCACUGCGCUCAUCAGCACCAUUCCUGGCACCUAUGUGGGAGUGGCUAACCCAGUGCCUGCGUCUCUGCUGCUGAACAAGGAUCCUAACCUGGGCCUCAACCGAGAUCCCCGCCAUCUCCCCAAGCAGGAGCCCAUCUCCAUCAUUGAUCAAGGAGAGCCUAAGAGCACUGGUGCCACGUGUGGCAAGAAGGGCAGCCAGUCCGGUGCUGAGGGACAGCCAAGCACAGUGAAAACACGUUAUACCCCAGCCCGUAUUGCCCCCGGGCUGCCGGGGUGCCAAAGCAAGGAGCUCUCUCUGUGGAAACCUACAGGGCCAGCAAAUAUUUAUCCACGGUGUUCAGUCAAUGGGAAACCCACCAGCACCCAGGUCCUGCCUGUUGGCUGGUCACCAUACCACCAAACGUCUCUGCUUUCCAUUGGCAUUUCCAGUGCCGGGCAGCUGACCCCCAGUCAGGGGGUGCCCAUCAGGCCCACCAGCGUUGUUUCUGAGUUUUCUGGUGUGCCAUCUGUUGGUUCCAGUGAAGCUGUACAUGGACUAACUGAGGGGCAGCCACGGUCCGGGGGCCCCUUUACUUCUGAGCAGGACACUGUCACAAAGAACAAAACUUGCCGGAUUGCUGCCAAGCCUUAUGAAGAACAAGUUAACCCUGUCCUCCUGACUCUCAGUCCUCAGACAGGGACUCUGGCGCUAUCUGUUCAGCCUAGCAGUGGGGACAUCCGAGUGAAUCAGGGGUCUGAGGAAUCAGAGAGCCACCUGUGCUCUGAUAGCACUCCUAAGAUGGAAGGCUCCCAGGCUGCUUGCAGCCUGAAACUGGCAGGAGACACAAAGCCUAAGAACCAAGUGCUGGCUACCUACAUGUCCCACGAGCUGGUCCUGGCCACCCCCCAGAACCUGCGCAAGGUGCCUGAGCUGCCUUUGCUACCUCAUGACAGCCACCCCCAGGAGCUCAUCUUGGAUGUGGUUCCGAGCAGCAAGAGGGGCUCCAGCACAGAGCUUUCGCAGCUUGGAAGCCAGGUGGACCUGGGGCGGGUGAAAAUGGAGAAGGUGGAUGGUGAUGUGGUCUUCAAUUUAGCCACCUGCUUCCGGGCUGAUGGACUCCCAGCAGCUCCCCAGAGGGGCCAAGCCGAAGCACGGGCUAAGACCAUGCAGGCUCAAGUAAAACGGGAAAGUGUCGGGGUCUUUGCUUGCAAGAGCAAGUGGCAGCCAGAUGAAGUGCCAGAAUCUCCGCCACCCAAGAAGAUGAAGUGUGGCAAAGAGAAGGAAGGAGAGGAACAGCAGCAGCUGCCACAAGCCAAGCCCACAGUCCAGAGUUCCCUGGGCUCCAAGUGCCGGAAGCCACCCGGCGACCCCCAGGAACCAACCAAGAAAAGCCCCAGGGGCACUUCAGAUUCAGGAAAAGAGCACAAUGGAGUCAGGGGAAAGCACAAGCACCGGAAGCCAACAAAGCCGGAGUCCCAGUCUCCAGGAAAACGAGCCGAUGGCCAUGAGGAAGACGCUGGUUGUGAUAUUUCUGCCUUCUGCCCUGAAACUAUGCAUACAGGUUCCUUGGAAAAGAAAGCAAAGAGCAGUUUCCGUGACUUCAUCCCAGUGGUUCUGAGCACCCGGACACGCAGUCAGUCUGGAAGCAUCUGUAGCUCCUUUGCUGGUGUGGCAGACAGUGACAUGGGAAGCCAGGAAGUCUUCCCCACAGAAGAAGAGGAGGAGGUGACCCCCACCCCAGCUAAGCGUCGAAAGGUGAGAAAGACCCAGCGGGACACUCAGUAUCGCAGCCAUCAUGCCCAAGACAAGACUCUGCUGAGCCAGGGCCGCAGACAUCUGUGGCGAGCCCGAGAGAUGCCCUGGAGGACAGAGGCCGCCCGGCAAAUGUGGGAUACCAAUGAAGAGGAGGAGGAAGAUGAGGAGGAGGGCCUGGUGAAGAGGAAGAAACGGAGACGGCAGAAGAGCCGAAAAUAUCAGACUGGGGAGUACCUGACAGAGCAAGAAGAAGAGCAGCGGAGGAAAGGGAGAGCAGAUCUAAAGGCCCGUAAGCAGAAGACUUCCUCCCAAAGUUCGGAGCACCGCCUCAGGAACAGGAACCUUCUCUUGCCCAGCAAAGCCCAGGGGAUUUCGGAGUCACCAAAUGGUUUCCUUCCAAACAACCUGGAAGAGCCAGCCUGCCUUGAAAAUCCUGAAAAGCCAUCAGGAAAACGAAAGUGCAAGACCAAGCACAUGUCAAACGUCUCAGAAGAGGCAAAGGGCAAAGGCCGUUGGAGCCAGCAGAAGACACGGUCUUCCAAAUCCCCCACCCCUGCAAAGUUCACAGAACCAUGUACACCUUCUAAGUCCCGAAGUGCCGGCCCAGAGGAGGCCUCGGAGUCACCUACAGCCCGGCAAAUCCCCCCAGAAGCACGGCGACUCAUAGUGAACAAAAAUGCCGGUGAGACCCUCUUGCAGCGGGCGGCACGCCUGGGCUAUAAGGACGUUGUUCUGUACUGCCUCCAGAAGGAUAGUGAGGAUGUGAAUCACCGCGAUAAUGCUGGCUACACAGCCCUGCAUGAGGCCUGUUCUCGCGGAUGGACCGAUAUCCUGAACAUCCUCCUGCAGCAUGGAGCCAAUGUGAACUGCAGUGCGCAGGAUGGCACGAGGCCAGUUCAUGAUGCAGUGGUCAAUGACAACCUGGAGACCAUCUGGCUCUUGCUGUCGUAUGGGGCUGAUCCCACACUGGCCACCUACUCGGGUCAGACAGCCUUGAAGCUGGCCAGCAGUGACGCCAUGAAGCGCUUUCUCAGUGAUCACCUCUCGGAUCUUCAGGGCCGGGCAGAAGGGGAUCCAGGUGUAUCCUGGGACUUCUACAGCAGUUCUGUGUUGGAGCAAAAAGAUGGGUUUACCUGUGACCUCCUACACAAUCCUCCUGGGAGCGCUGAUCAAGAAGGAGAUGAUGUGGAAGAGGAUGAUUUCAUGUUUGAACUCUCAGACAAGCCUCUUCUCCCUUGCUACAACCUCCAAGUGUCAGUGUCCCGUGGGCCCUGCAACUGGUUCCUCUUCACCGAUGUCCUCAAACGGCUGAAGCUCUCCUCAAGGAUAUUUCAGGCCCGUUUCCCGCACUUUGAAAUCACCACCCUGCCCAAGGCAGAGUUCUACCGGCAGGUAGCCUCCAGUCAGCUGCUGACCCCUGCUGAGAGGCCUGGUGGCGUGGAGGACAGAUCUCCCCCUGGCUCCUCUGAGACUGUGGAGCUGGUUGCUUACGGGCCCGAGCUCCUUCGGCUCCUAGGGUCUGAGGUGGAAUUCCAGUCUUGGAACAGUUGACCAGGAAAACGGCACCCCCUCUUCUUUCUCCUCCCAAGUUCACCCUUCCCCCACCUCCCCUGUCCCCCCACCGAGCACCAGACUGCAGAAUGAGGCAAUAAUAUGGACCAACAAGAAGCCGCCUUAUCAAUGCCAGCAUUAGUGACUGGAUUCUUUUUGUUUUUUGGUUACAGUUAGUUCUCAUCUCCCUGUCAUCAUUGUCAUUGUGGUUGGUGAUGGGGGUGGAAAGUUGAACUCCAUGUCUGAAGACAAGAGGUCCGGCGGGGGGUGGGGGUGGUAGGAGGUGGCGCCAGGGUCCCUUGGACUGGAACCUUUGCAUAUGACCGAGACCAAACAUGGGCCUGGGUGGCUGUGGCCUGUUCCAAGGAGAAAUGAGAAAAGCCUAACCCUGAGCGACCCCUUGUCCCCCUGUGUUCUUCUGUCUUCCAUAGUAUUUAUUUUAUUAGUAUUUAAUUUGUAUUGUUUCAUUGGUUUCUGAUAAGUCUGUAUCACUGUGACGAUUUGAGACAACUUGUUGUAUUGAGGGACUUUCUUUACCUCCUUUCUGUUUCUUGAUAAGCUUUGGGGCUGCUCCCUCCCUCUGACAGAGUUAUCCCCAGGUUGCUCCCCCACUCCACCCCGGGAGGGGCCCAGGUGGGCUGGGUGGAGAACAUGUGACUAAUGAAGCUGGCUCAGAGCUGGGGGCCUGGGGGUAAAUCCUGAGGCUUUGGUGCUCCCCUUCCCUUGCCAGUUUUUCUCUUCCCUGUCCUUCACAGAGGACCUGCCAUCUUGAGAUUAGUGUUUACUGGGGAGAGCAGAAUUGGGUAAGGGGCUUGUGAGUUACUCCAGUAAAGGAGAGUUGAGAAUGGGCCUGAGGGUUCCCUGCUCCCUUCAAGGUGAACAAUAUGGGGUUCUUCUUCCAUCUUUCCCCACAUCCCUACCCAUUCCAUCCUGUCCUGGCCUCCCCCUCUCCAGAUACUGAGCCUCUUGCCUCUGGGCCCUGGACUCCCAUCUUCACCCCGCCCCCCACUGUUCUCUUUUGGAAUCUGUGGAGGGCUCUGGGGCUGACAGCCUGGUGUGACGUCAGGCAGCGCCAGUGCUUUCCUAGGCGAAGGCAGGAGACCAGUCUGCAGCCCAGGCUCCACUCAGGCUGAGUGUGUGGCCGCCCACCCGCAGCCUCCAGGCCAGGAGAGGAGGAGAAGGAGGAGCUCGGGGUGCUUCCCUGUCCCCAGCCUCUCUGUGGCGUGUCUUUCCCACUCUCUUAUUUUUCUACCGAUUGCUAUUUUUCCGAACAAUCCUUGUAGAGAGUCUGUACCAUCCAAAGGCAGGAGGGCCUCACUGUGGCUGGCUCUGGUUGGAGAUGGUACAGUUUUAUUGUACAGGUGCUAAACAUCAACAACAAAAGAAGAAAAUGGAAAAAAAAAAAGACAAAAAAA
This is a messenger RNA of Heterocephalus glaber (naked mole-rat), 7801 nucleotides long. RefSeq names its product BCL6 corepressor like 1 (gene Bcorl1). Gene Ontology annotation, cellular component: nucleus. Gene Ontology annotation, molecular function: protein binding; transcription corepressor activity. Lineage: Eukaryota; Metazoa; Chordata; Mammalia; Rodentia; Bathyergidae. The record is from RefSeq and is a predicted model, not a curated record. Gene Ontology annotation, biological process: negative regulation of transcription by RNA polymerase II.